This is a messenger RNA of Durusdinium trenchii, 1404 nucleotides long. Lineage: Eukaryota; Dinophyceae; Suessiales; Symbiodiniaceae. The record is from the annotation of a GenBank genome assembly.
AUGGCAGGAGACAUCGCUGGCUUCUUCUCCGCGUUCGUGGAGAAAAGGAGUGAUACGGCGGCUUACGGCUCACGCGCCGAGAAAUGCGCCGAGAAACGCGCGGGGGUACGAGCCGGGCUGAAUGGCUUCGUCACUGUUGGGUUUCGUCCGUCCUGGAUCGCAGACGGAGCCGCUCCUCAGCAGCGCAGCGAGCUUCGCAGACGGGGGUUCAAAGGUCGGACUGGUCCAUCGAAAGCUGUACCAAGCCGAAUUCGAAUUGGGGUGUCCAAUGAACAAGUGAUUCGGGAACCAAGCCUGAAAGAUCUUGAUGAACAAUGGCUGGGCCAAAAAAAAACACAACAAGGCCUCAUCCUCGUCUCAGCGUCCUCGUCCUUUGCUCCGCCAGGUUCUUAUGCGGCCGAGAUGCUUCGAAAGGUUCACAUCGAUCACGUGUGGCGCAGCCCGGUGCUGUGCGGAGAGGCGGAGGAGUUUCGGGGAAAACGUUUGCACCGAGGUCCGCAUCCGACGGUGGCGCCACACACUGAAGUGAGAUGCUGGGACAACUUUGUCCCAUACAAUUUGCAGCGCCAGGUCUUCUUUCUCCACACACCCAAGGCGGCGGGAUGUUCUAUCGUGGAUGAUUUGAGCCACAUGGUGGGACGACAUCAGAUCUACACCCAAGAGACCUGCUUCAGCGUGCAGACAGUUGGCACCUUUGAGACGUCAGUGAUGAUGGUGAGGCAUCCAAGAGAACAUGUCUUUGCUUUGUACCAGGAGUGCGACCAAGCCACUGGUCCUGGCUACCACAAAUGGGCCAAUGCUCUUCACAUGCUGAAGGGCCAAGAAAAUCAUCACCUGCCCAGCAACUUCAGUGGAUGGGUGGAGGAAUGGACCGAAAAGCCUCACUUCUACGACCAUAUCAUUUGGGCGGACAAAGACAUGUGCUACUGCCCCUACAACCUUCAGUCGGCCCGCUUGGUGUGCGAUGUCGACUUGAAUUCCACGUCCGGCUCGGUGGCGGGGGUGAACUUUUGCCGCAAGGAGAUUGACUUGGACUUGGCUGUGAAGAACAUGAAGGCCACGACUUUGGUGGGCGUGACUGAGGCCUAUCACGAGUCCCUAUGUUUAUUCCAUGCCUAUUUCUUGGACUCGUUGCCGGCACAUUGCCACUGUGAUCGUCCAAGCUGGAAGACCUAUGUCGACACACGAGAAGAUCAUGGAGUGGCCUACCAGGACUCGGUGGAGGAUGAGUCCGAAGAGGUUCUGCAGAAAUUGGAUGAUCUCACCCGACUUGACCAGGCUCUCUACAAGGCAACGGUCGAGCGCUUCGUCCGCGACGUGGAGGAGGUGGAGAAGCGCUUUGGGGCAAAGAUCCUGUGCGAGAAGCAGAGGCAGAUGCUACAUCAAAAGACCAUCUUCGAGUGA